Molecule: messenger RNA, 882 nt
Organism: Myxocyprinus asiaticus (Chinese sucker)
Lineage: Eukaryota; Metazoa; Chordata; Actinopteri; Cypriniformes; Catostomidae
Product: lysozyme C II-like
Exons: 4
Coding region: 80-514 (144 amino acids)
Biological process (GO): defense response to Gram-positive bacterium; defense response to Gram-negative bacterium
Molecular function (GO): lysozyme activity
Source: RefSeq, a predicted model, not a curated record
UUCCUCAAACCUUCACAAUGCACUCAGAAUAGGAACUGAACACUGAAUCCAUUCCUCUGACAUCUUCCUUAGAAUCAUCAUGAAGGUUUUUGUCUUUCUUAUGGUCCUGGUGGUUGCAAGUGGCAAGAAAUAUGAGAGAUGCGAGCUUGCAAGGGCUUUAAAAGCCUUUGGAAUGAAUGGCUAUGCGGGAGCCAGUCUGGCUGAUUGGGUUUGCCUAACCAGAUGGGAGUCUAGCUACAACACUGCAGCCACUAACCACAACAAGGAUGGUUCAACAGACUAUGGGAUUUUCCAGAUCAACAGUCGUUACUGGUGCAAUGAUGACCGCACCCCAGGCCGUACCAGCAAUGGCUGUAAAAUCAACUGCUCACAGCUUCUGAGCAAUGACAUUUCUUUGUCCGUUAAUUGUGCCAAGAUCAUAGCAAAGAUGCAAGGCAUUACUGCAUGGUACGGUUGGCUAAAUCACUGUAAGAACCAUGAUGUGAGCCCAUACACUGCAGGAUGUGGAGUUUAAGAGAAGAACUUUCCACAUGUACAUGAACAAAAUAAUGUUCCAGUAAUGUGUUCAAAUAAACAUGCAUGUAAUUCCUCAUAAGAUUUUAUUUCUGUAAGCAGGUUACAUAAGUAAUUUUGAUGUACUUCAAGCACUUCAAUAAACUUGCAAUUAAUACAAGACAUCAUUACAAUGAUCCAGAAAUUGAAAAAGAAAAACUAACAACUGUAUUUGUGAAAGUUUAUAAAUAAAAAAUACAGUUUUAGUUAAGAAUUUAAAGGUAUAGUGUAUAAUUUCUGUGCCACUAUGGAGCUAAAUAAAAGACAAAAAUUUUUAAUUUUGUGAAUUUUAGACAUGUGGCAUUUAAUAAAAUUGAACUUUCCAUGGCG